AUGGCGGCCCGCACGUGGUUGAGUUGUGGCAGAAAAAUGGGGUCCAUCUGGACAGGGAAUGUCUUUGCUCUCUUAAAUCCGCAAAAGUAUUCGAGCAGUGUUGUCCAAACGCAGAAUUACGUCGAAAGGUUCUUUCUUCUGGGCCAUAGGAGUUUGGCAAGUGAUUCUAAUCUAGACGUGGAAACAGAUCGAACUGCAGAUCGAAGUGUUACAAACAAGAACGACUUAAAAAGUAACUCAAAGAAUAAAGGUUUGCCACGAACAAGGCUACUAAAAGUGGCGAUUAUAGGAGAGGCAAACAGUGGAAAAUCGACGUUAACAAAUUGUUUAAUUGGGGACAAGAUCUCUGCGGUUACAGCAGUCCCUCAUACCACACGUAGGCAGACAACUGGAGUGUUCGCACUCGGCGAUGCUCAAAUAGUACUGCUAGAUACACCAGGAAUUGUAAACAUCCCAACGGCUAGACGGUUGAAAAUGACCCGUGAGCACAUGCGAGCUCCAAGUGAUGCACUGCAUGACGCUGAUGUAAUAGCUGUUUUAAUUGAUGCUGCUGACAGGAAAAGGAGUAUGGUAAUUCCCGAAACAAUUCUAACCAACUUGGAGAAUCACACAGACUUGCCGUCAGUUCUGAUCUUAAACAAGAUCGAUGUUGUCAAAGUAAAGACCAGAUUACUUGAUAUAGCCACAGUCUUAGUGCAUGACCGUGAAAAGGAUGAAUGGGGUUACAAAGACGAGGGUGGGUGGAGUGGGUUUGAGCAUGUAUUCAUGGUCUCGGCCAGAACUGGAGAUGGGAUCGAUGAUCUCAAGAAAUAUUUCGCUGUUAAAGCAAAGCCUGCUGAUUGGCUUUUUCCUGCUGAUACAGCCACAGACCAGAACUUUGAACAGAUAAUGCAUGAAAUUUUUAGAGAGAAAAUUUUGCAGUUGUAUGAACAUGAAAUACCAUGGCAGAUCAGGCAGGUGAAUGUAUUGUGCGAAGCCAGAGAGGGCCAUUGGAGAAUUCAUCACAAGCUAUACUGCCGCACAAAGAGCCAGCGGAGAUGUGUAAUGGAAAAAUUGGAACAGUUGAGACAAUUCGUUUUACCAGAUUUAGAAGAUGCUUUGGGGCAGCCUGUGGAAUUGACAGUAGAUGUUUCAUACAGUGCAAAAGUUGGCUUUCAGACACCUCUCCACAGUUACUGAAUAUGAAUAAAGCCAGUUUGAAUAACAUGUAAAAUAUAAUUUCAUCCACAGUUCAAUACUUGUUUAAAGGUCUGUGAAGAUGGCUUAUGAAUCCUUUCCAUUUUGAGAACAAUGUUAACCCCUUUGACUCCAAAGAGUGAUUAUCAUCUAAUUUCUCCUUACAAUAUCGUCUCUG
Molecule: messenger RNA, 1354 nt
Organism: Pocillopora verrucosa
Lineage: Eukaryota; Metazoa; Cnidaria; Anthozoa; Scleractinia; Pocilloporidae
Product: GTPase Era-like
Biological process (GO): ribosomal small subunit assembly
Cellular component (GO): mitochondrial matrix
Molecular function (GO): ribosomal small subunit binding; GTP binding; rRNA binding
Source: RefSeq, a predicted model, not a curated record